ACAUCUCAGCGUCUAGGUAUAACCAAGAGCCAGGCUAAAUACCUGAAGAGAGCAGUCAAACGGAAGCGAGAGGAGCUCCCAGAAUCUGAACCAAGCCAAGGCCUUCAAGGCUGAGGAUCCACUGAUACUCCUGUUUUUAUACGCCAAGGUGUUAAAAGACCUAAGAACUUUGAGAACGAAGAUUUUGACGAAACCACCACUUCUCAAACAAAGGAUUCAGCAGAAAAUCUCGAAGACUAGUUUUAAGCAAGAAAAUAUAUGCAAGGAUUCUAAUCUACUUCAAAUAUCCUUCCUGUUUCUUUCUUAUGCUAAAAGCCAAUGGUAAAUCACUUCAUAAAGGAGUCUAGUCAAGCUAAAGGACCAGUACUAGGCAAUACUCGUGACUAUCAAGCAGUCUGAUGCAGAAUGAGAGGUAUUCAUAAAUCUAAAUUUGUUCAUGCUCCUGAGUUUCAGUUCAAAAUCUGGUCAAGGAUAUUACAAAAACGCUAUGAUUUAUAGAGCCUAAAGAUAUUGAGAAGUCCUCCUUCUGAAAUCCUAAAGAGUAUAUAGGGUCUUCUGUAGGUCUCUGUCCCGCUAGUACUUUUUAUUCAUGUGCUUCAGAGGUCUCUUGGCAUGUCUUAUUGAGAUCCAUCUCUGAAAAUAUUGUCAAAGGCAAAGAAUGCAUGGGUAAUACUAAUACCUUAGAUAGCAUUUAUCCUAGCCAAGUGAAGAUUAGUAUUACUCGAAGCUCUGAAGGUCGACUAAAAGCCAAGUAUUUGUAUUCAACCAGGAAUUAAAUGCAAGAGAAGAGCUGGUCUAUGAUAGUCCUGCUAAUGAAAUUCUUCAUUAGGUUAUUGCUCAAUGGUCAUCCCUCAGUAUCGAUAAUUUAUGACAGGAUCGAUCCGACAAGCAAAAGUAUGAAGAGUAGUUUUCCGAGUAUCCUAACUGGUACAUACUUGAGUUUUUACUCAGGGAAGUGCUGAAAUGAAGGAAAAUAGGGAAGGGACUAAGAAGAAUCUGGCAAUCCUUCAGAUAAUGAUCAUCAAGUCACAUGUGCUUUGUUAAGAGCCAGUCCCAUUAAAAGGAACAAGGAUGUAUUUAUGCUCUGAACUUGACUAAUUUGUGCAAAAUUUUUAAACCGGAGGAAAAUAAUCAGGAAGAUGGGAUAUCUUUACUGUAAAUCACUCCUAUGCAUUUGUUAAACUGACCUAAUGCUUAUGAGUGAUACUAAUAUAGCCACUUGUUAGGCAAUUCAGAAUUACUAGGAUAGUUUAUGAUUUUCAACCUCGGAGAGACGACUAAACCAGUCAAGAAGAGCACAAUAACAAAUAAAAUACAGUUUCUGGCAAAAAUGGAAAGCUAUGAUUUCAAGCUUUAUUCACACUCAAGAAGGAUCUACCAAGAACUGUUCAUAACUGAGAAGAAAAUUACCUGCUUAUGGAAGGAGUGGCAGACAUAUUUCCAUGUAUGGACUUCCCUAUACUUAUUUGAUAGACUUUUU
Molecule: messenger RNA, 1480 nt
Organism: Moneuplotes crassus
Lineage: Eukaryota; Ciliophora; Spirotrichea; Euplotida; Euplotidae
Source: the annotation of a GenBank genome assembly